Messenger RNA from Exophiala xenobiotica, 2059 nucleotides. RefSeq lists its product as uncharacterized. The transcript is spliced from 2 exons. NCBI's taxonomy places the organism in Eukaryota, Fungi, Ascomycota, Eurotiomycetes, Chaetothyriales, Herpotrichiellaceae. Bases 23 to 1918 code for a protein of 631 amino acids. The record is from RefSeq and is a predicted model, not a curated record.
AGAGAUAUCGCUAUAGCUGGCCAUGUUUGGUGGGAAUCUGUGGGGUGCUAUUGCACCAGGUGGAGAUCAACUUCUCGACAAGGAACGCAAUCCACCCGCGAAACCUGUUCCAAUCGAGUUCCCAAGCUACGUUCCUCCUCGCUCGGAUGGUCCGCUUGACGCACGGCAUCUGGAAUCUCUCUGCAAAGCCGUCGCCUCAGUACGAAAACCGUCGGACGUCAAGGAUGUUCAUCUUGCACAAUUCAACAUCCAGCUAGAGCAGGAUGUCCAGCUAACGGACAUGAUAUUGGACGACAGGUUCAAGUCGCGACCACUACUGUAUGAUGCCGACCUGACCUCCAUGCUCAAGGAACUCGACAUUGAUAAUCAAGACGCCUAUCGAGAAGUUCUACGACUACCGCCACUCGAAGGCAGAAAAAAACCUCGACUAGCCUACUCGCGAAACUUCUAUGCCAGUCUGGAGGACAUGUGCCGCUAUUGGGAUGACAGCAAAGACAAUUAUUACGAAAUUGAAGCGACAGAGUCGGCGAGCUCCGCUGCAGAACCAGCUGAGCCAUCCGCGACUCGCAAAGAAAAUGAACCGUGCAAAAAUGCAGAUGCCGGAAUGAAGGAUGCGGCAGGCGAAGGAGUAGAGGAACUUGAUCCCAAAAAGGGGACGAAGGCAGCAAGUAGCAUCCCACAAAGUCUGGACUCUAUCGAGAUUCCCGCCCGCCCCAAAAUGAAGCAAGUCUACAAGGGCCUUCGGCUAGGAAACGGCGAACAAAUGAGCCCAGGUACGAGAAUCGCAGCAGUAAGGAGUCUUCUCAAAAUGGCUGUUCACAAGUUCAACUGUCGGGACUAUGACGUUCAUCCUCGGGAGAAAUUGAGGAUACGAAACAUCAACCUCCCUUCAACAUUCUACAACUUCUGCGUGGCAAGGAUGCCGUCUGAUGUCAAACUUGCAAGAGCGAGGAUGAUUGAAGGUCCAUUGUUGGGUGUGCACAGUAGAAUGGAAGUGAGAUUCAAAUCUAGGGAUGGGCUUCCCGAUUCCACGAGCGACUUUGUAGGCGAGAAGUAUGACCUAUUCAGGGAAGUUGGUGGGCUAUUAGUGCUUGCAAAGCAGCGGGCGCGCGAGGGCCAGACACCUUCCAAAGAGCCGAGUGCAGAACAUUGGUGGGCUGUCAAGCAUCGUUGGGGCGGUGGUCCGACCAGAUGGGGACAGCUUGCUAGCGAAGUAUUCGAGGACGAGGAUCCAAGUUGGAGUCCGGAAGAAAGACGCCUUCAGCUGGAAAAGCGAGAAAAGAGUGAAGAGGAGCGAAAAAGAUCUGAGGGGGCUACGGCUACUGACUUCAACCACCUGAAGCCAGAGGAUUUGAUCUCGACAGCAUCUUCACCCACCAGCGAACGGCCCAAAAAGAAAAAGAAAGCUGAUGAAGAUGGUAAGGACAAGUCAGAGUACAAAGAUGGUAGGAGACUGAUGUAUACACCGCCUUUGCGACGAAAAUGGUAUCAAGAAUGGACAAAGAUCAGGCCGAAUUCGUCCACCUGGGACGACAAGAUCAUCUUCAGGAGAAUUGGGAUGCCAGACCCGGAACAAGGCUGGGAUGAUGUGUAUAUGAUGUCGGCGGCGAAUCAUCAUGUUUGUAUCGUCAAGUUGAGCGUGCAUGAAAACUAUCUUGAAUGGCUGGAGACGGGAAAGGUCAAGCAACAGAAGGCGUCAACGUCCGAAAGACAGGACCGGAUUCUGUACAUGAGCCGAAGUCGGUGGUUUGACCUGUUCGACAUUGAGCAAAGAAAGGAGUUGUUGACCGGCGUGUGGAGGUUGUUGUCCUGGAUCAACCGAGACGAGGUACCAAAGGCAGACCUUGACAAGAUGGAGGAAAUGAAAAGGCAGCAACAGGAGGAGGAUGGAGAGGGAGACCAUCCGAUGGAGGUCUAGUUAGACGCUCCAGAGAGCGAGUGGCCUCGGUAUCAAGUUGGUUUCGUGGUUCAGCAACAUAGAAAGCCAUAUAUACUACACCAAGGUCAACACCGAGAAAGUCAGGAAGAGUUGUGGUAAAGCCUAAGGGAAAGAACAGAG